CACCACGAGCUCACCGCGCAGGGGCAAGAAAGGCGCGGGAUGCGGAAGGAAGCGGAAAGAAGCGGAAGGCCCUCCCGGAGAAGGACACAGAGGGCAAGCGAGCGCGGGGCGGGGCACAGCGCCGGAAAGCAGCGGCUGCGCGGAAACUGGGCGAGCCGGUCCCUCCCGGCAGAACCGGUGUUAUUGGCAGGGAAACAUUGAAAUCUUAAACUUGGGUAUGAAGCCUGGGAACACCCUGAAGGUGAAGGGCAAAAUAUCUGCUGAUGCACUUGGCUUCAGCAUCAAUCUUGGCAGCAGCUCAAGAGAUCUGGCAUUUCACUUCAAUCCCCGCUUCAAUGAGUCUGUCAUCGUCUGUAACUCCAAGUACUCCGAUUCCUGGCAGACAGAACAACGUGACUGCCACCUCCCUUUCUUCAGGGGCUGCACUGUCAAGUUCUUCAUUGAAAUGCUAUCAGACAGAUUCCGUGUGAAACUGCCGGAUGGUUAUGAAGUGUACUUCCCUAACCGGCAUGGCUACCACAAGAUCAACUACAUAAGCAUCGCAGGAGGCUUAAAGAUGAUCUCCCUCAAGCUGAGCUGAUGGGCACCACUUCCUAGCUCUAAUAAAAACCCAAGCCAGUGGAAGACUGCUUGU
Molecule: messenger RNA, 634 nt
Organism: Hirundo rustica (Barn swallow)
Lineage: Eukaryota; Metazoa; Chordata; Aves; Passeriformes; Hirundinidae
Gene: LGALS2
Product: galectin 2
Exons: 4
Coding region: 218-580 (120 amino acids)
Molecular function (GO): carbohydrate binding
Source: RefSeq, a predicted model, not a curated record